AAAUAAUCUCUCUCUCUCUCUCUCUCUCUCUCUCUCUCUCUCUCUCUCUCUCUCUCUCUCUCUCUCUCUCUCUCUCUCUUAGAUAAACAUAAUAAAAAAAGGCGAGUUGAGAUGGAGAUGGUUGUAUCUGCAGUUGCAGGUGACCUACUUAAUCGAUUCAUGUCCUUCUUGAUCAGCAAGUACCAAAAUGAAGAGAACUUAGAGGAGAAGAUGGAAAGGCUGCAAGAUCUCCUUAUUAGAGUUCAUAUGGUCGUCGAAGAGGCCGAGGCACGAUACAUCACCAACUCAAAUAUGCUACUUCAGCUCAAGAAGCUUGUGGAGGUCAUGUACCGAGGAUACCAUGUCAUGGACACCGUCAAGUAUAGGAACCUUCACAACUCAAGGACUGAAAAGGAGAAAAGCAGCAGAUCAUCAACAUCUUACUGCAAGAUAAUCUUCCUCCCUUCACUCCAACAGUACUCCCAAUGAUAGGUGGUAGUAGAGUCGGUAAGAAAACUCUAAUUGCACAUGUGUGCAACAACGAGAAAGUCAGGUCACACUUCUCUUCUAUCUUGCACUUGAAUGGUGAAAACAUUGGAAGAAUGGAGCAUGAACCUUUCAUGACUGGGAGGUCCUUGGUUGUGGUUGAGUUUUCUACAGAUGUCGAUGAUGAGAGUUGGCUGAAAUUUUAUUCAUCAGCAAAACAGAUGGGAAGAGGAAGCAAGAUCGUAAUCAUAAGUAGGAUUGCAAAGAUAUCGAGGUUCGGGACAGUAAAGCCUGUUCGUCUGAAUAGCUUGUCGAACGAGGAGUAUAGCUACCUCUUCAAGGUUCUCGCAUUUGGGAGUACAAACCCGGAGGAACACCCUCAGUUAGCAUCAAUAGCAAAGGAUCUAGCAGUGGCCUUGGGAGGAUCACUCGUCACAGCAAACGUGUAUGCUCAUAUGCUGAGGAAGAAUCAGAAUGUUCGCUUCUGGCUCAGCAUACUAAAAAAAUACAGGAAUAUGGUGGAGAACAACUUCUCAGUGUUCGGUGAGCAUCAAAAGGAUCUUAUGGACAAACGUCAUCCUGUGGAUAUAACCAGACUUGCAUCAACGUCUGCUACACUACACCUCAUGCCUCCUCAUAGCGAAAUCGAUGAUUCCAAAAGGGAACUGCCGAAGGUGAUGUUUGGAGAUCUGUUUGCCUGUACAGCUGUUCUACCGAAGGAGGAGUUUGAGUUAGUCUCGGGGGAAUCUCGGAUCCCCCCUUACAAAAGGUUUCUUAACCUUGCUACAUACUGUGACGAGGAAAAGAUCUCUCAGCAUUAUACAGAAUCACCUAGCAAGAAGCGCCAACGGUUAGAUAAGUAACAUGGUAGGAACGUCAAUUGUAAUUUAGUAUGAGAUUGUAUCAGUUGUCCCUGCAAUAUAAUCAACAAGUGCACACUACACAAGAAAUCAAUAUAGAAGACAUCAUAUUAAUGAUGGCAGUUUAGAAACCAUCACUAAUGUUAUAUUAAUGACGGGUUCAAUAAUGACUCGUUACUAAUGUGACCCCGGGCUGGGACUCUACCAAGACUCAUCACUAAUAUCAGAGUUAUUAAUAACGGAUU
Messenger RNA from Phragmites australis (common reed), 1570 nucleotides. RefSeq lists its product as uncharacterized. Bases 112 to 468 code for a protein of 118 amino acids. The record is from RefSeq and is a predicted model, not a curated record. The transcript has 2 exons. Lineage: Eukaryota; Viridiplantae; Streptophyta; Magnoliopsida; Poales; Poaceae.